Pangasianodon hypophthalmus (striped catfish) is the source of this 2983-nucleotide messenger RNA. It is a transcript of the gene vipr2, whose product is annotated as vasoactive intestinal peptide receptor 2. Gene Ontology annotation, cellular component: plasma membrane. Bases 138 to 1619 code for a protein of 493 amino acids. The record is from RefSeq and is a predicted model, not a curated record. Lineage: Eukaryota; Metazoa; Chordata; Actinopteri; Siluriformes; Pangasiidae. Gene Ontology annotation, biological process: cell surface receptor signaling pathway; adenylate cyclase-modulating G protein-coupled receptor signaling pathway. The transcript is spliced from 15 exons. Gene Ontology annotation, molecular function: G protein-coupled peptide receptor activity; peptide hormone binding; vasoactive intestinal polypeptide receptor activity.
CCUCUCUCCUCUCCUCUCCUCUCUCCUCUCCUCACUCCUCUCUCCUCUCCUCUCCUCUCUUCACUCCUCUCUUCACUCCACCGCUCAGCAGCACAGCGUUUCUAAAUUCUCGAAUAUUUUGUGCCAUAUUAGGUUUUAUGCAUUUUAUUUUAAAAGGCUCAUUAUUUCAGUACACACAUUGUAAAGAACAUCUGGAGCGGUUUAAUCUGGGACUACAGAAGAGAGAAAUGUUCCGGCUGCAGUGUUCCUGUGUUCUGCUGCUCUGGAUGGCAGACUGCGUUAGCGGGAGACAUCCGAGCUGCCGCUUCUGGUUUGAGCUGCAGUCAGCAGAGAGAGAAUGUCUGUCCACGCUGGAGACAAGUCUGGAGUCUGGAGGCUGCCCAGGCAUGUGGGACAACUUUUCCUGUUGGGACCAUGCAGAAGUUGGUGAAGUGGUCACCAAUCCCUGUCCAGAGGCUCUGAAAAACCUCUUUGGCCAAGACGGGAACAUCAGCAGAAACUGUACAACUAAAGGCUGGUCAGACUCCUACCCCAGCAUCAACACUGUCUGUUUUUCUGAAUCCAAACCCAACGAGCAGGUGUUUUACAUGGUGGUGAAGACGCUGUACACACUGGGACACAGUCUGUCUCUCAUCGCUCUCCUCACUGGCAGUGCCAUCCUGUGUCUUUUCAGGAAGCUUCACUGCACCAGGAACUACAUCCAUCUGAAUCUGUUCAUCUCCUUCAUCCUGAGAUCCGUAGCCGUGUUGACUAAGGACGCCAUUUUAUUUUCUCCCAGUGAAAACACAGAAUGUGACAAACAGCCCUCACUGAUCGGGUGUAAAGCCAGUCUGGUCAGUUUUCACUAUUUCAUUAUGGCUAAUUUCUUCUGGCUGCUGGUGGAGGGUCUGUACCUUCACACUCUGCUGAUGGUGAUCUUCUCCAAGAAUCACCACUUUCUCGUCUAUCUCUUUAUUGGAUGGGGAUUUCCGACAGUGUUCGUGACAGCGUGGGUAAUUUGUAGAAUUUAUCUAGAGGACACAGGAUGCUGGGAAAGAAAUGAAGCCACGAUUCCUUGGAGGGUGAUCGACUGGCCAGUCAUGGCCUCUGUUAUAAUCAACUUCAUUCUUUUCAUCAGCAUCAUUCAGAUUCUGGUUCAGAAGCUGCGUUGCCCAGAUGUAGGGGGAAACGACCAGAGUCAGUACAGGAGGCUGGCAAAGUCAACACUGUUGCUGAUUCCACUCUUUGGGGUUAAUUAUGUGGUGUUUGUGUACAUGAGAGAAGAGAGUCAAAAUGACGUAUUCAAAGACUAUAAAAUAUUCUUUGACCUUGGUCUUGGCUCUUUCCAGGGACUGGUUGUUGCCAUUUUAUAUUGCUUUCUCAACAGUGAGGUCCAGUGUGAGCUAAAGAGGAAGUGGAGGAGUGUGUGUCUGAAGCGUUACAUUGGCCGAGACUACCGGCUGCACAGUUCGUCCAUCUCUAGAAACGGCACAGACAACGUGGCACUUUUUCUUCGUAACUCUAGAGCUCAGUCCUUCCUACAGACCACUGAAACCACUGUACACACACACACAGUAGAGGGAGAGCCAUUUGUUAAGCAGUCCAAAAUCAGAGAAAACUUUUCUAUGUUGUUCCGCUAAUCUACUGAAGUGUUCUUCUUUGCAUGUCCAUCAUGAUAAAUAUUUAAUAUUAGCAGUUUAAAACUGUUUUUUUCACUAGGGUUAGGGUUAGACUAGUAAACUUCAGCUCCACCCAAGCUGACUGCAGAUACACAGCAAACUAUUGCUGGUCUUCAUUAACACCACUGCGCCCUUCAUGAUCAUUGUUCUUUCUCUUUGGUUCUCUGAGAAGCUAUAGUCAAUAACACCUGCUGAAAUGAGACUCCUGACUGAGGGCGAGUUGCUUUUUUGGUGGGGAUGUACGUGCUUGACUGGACAAAGACAUUGUCAAGUCUCUCUGCUGAAUAUUGACACCGGCUAGGGCCACAUGGCCAUCCAGCACCACCAUCAACAUCUCUCAAAGCUUGAAUGACCACACCAUGCGAGAAGCUGAAGGACACGACCAAAGAAAAAUUUGUUAAAUUUUAUGGAUGAGAGCAGUCUAGCACAGAGCGGACACACCAAAAGUGAUCAAGCACAAAGAUGUCAGACACAGACAAAUAGGGCCUGGAGAAUUCCAACACUUGAGCUUGGGCCUGUUAGAGCUGCAACCAGCAAACAAACUCCAGUAACCAUCAAAAUGAAAACAACCUAAAGAUAGACAAAAAUAGACAUGAAUAAAGAAGUGGCAGCACAGUUUACUCCCCAGGUUGACUGCAGAAACUGAGACAAUUUGAGGUGCUGUUCAUUUAGAGAUGAUUAUUAUAAACACUGUUAGGAGCCUUUUGAAUUAAUAAAUAAUUGUACCAGUUGAAUGAAUAAAUGGUGUCAGAGAAAUGUUACAAAAAAACUGUUUGUCUUUUUUGUUGUCAGCACAGUUUUUACUGUAAAACACCUUGAGCUAUAGGGUGGCAUGGUGGUAGAGUGGUGCUGGAAGAUGAAAUUUUUCAACAUCUUCAGCUGUCUAAUAGAGGCCUGCAUGUUUUGUGCCAAAAUAGAUUGGUAUUUGGAGCUCUCCAUGAUUCCCACUAACUUGUCUAUAACCCCAGCCCCAAAUGAAGAGAAGCAGCCCCAUAUUAUGAUGCUGCCACAACCAUGCUUCAUCAUGGCUAUGGUGUUCUUUGGAAAUGGUUUGGGUGAUUUAGACAGGUUUGGGUUUUUUUCAUGAGAAAUAGCUUCUGUUUAACCAACCUACCCCAUAGCCCAGAUAUGUGAAUAAUAUUAGAUAUUGUUGUGACAUGAAGAGAGUGACCAGUACUUGGCAGAUAUUCCUGCAGCUCCUUGUUGCCAUAGGUCUCUUGGCGGCCUCCCUAAUAAGUUUUCGUCUUGUCCUUUUGUCAAUUUUGGAGAGAUGUGGGCUUGUUCUCCCUAAACCAUUUCUAUUUGUUUUUCAUUUUAAUGUUGUU